This is a messenger RNA of Spinacia oleracea (spinach), 1147 nucleotides long. RefSeq lists its product as uncharacterized. The record is from RefSeq and is a predicted model, not a curated record. The transcript is spliced from 2 exons. Lineage: Eukaryota; Viridiplantae; Streptophyta; Magnoliopsida; Caryophyllales; Amaranthaceae. The coding region runs from base 468 to 851 and encodes 127 amino acids.
GUGGGUAUAAUUCAAGCUGUUGGUGACAAUUUGUCAAAGCUUUCUGAUUUACUGAAGAAGGCGCAAGAAUUCUUCCCAGGAAAUGAGUUGGUAUCUAAAGUGGAAGAGUUCUUGUCAAAAAUGGCAAAAGAACCAUCAUUAAGCCAAGAUGAGUGGUCUGAUGACUUCAUUAAGGCUCUAUUGGAGAAAGAAAAAGAGUUGUUAGAUGCAAUUAGUUUGGAGAAAAAGAAAGCAAAAAAGGAUAAGCAUAGAUAUGACCAUGAUAUCAAGAAUGCAUUUGACUUGGGACUUUCACCAUCACCGAUGGUAGAUGAUGACAAGUUGAAAGGUAAGAAAGCUGGUACAUCCACCUCUACGCCAAGUUUUUCAUUGGAAGAAAUAGAUGAAUCUUUGGCUUCUGCUAUGCUGAAUCUAAAACAAAGAAGGGAGGAAGAGAAAAAAGAAAAUGAAUUGCAAAAGCUAAGAAAAUGAUGCAAGCAGAAUCAGAAGUGAGUGAACCAGCUUCAGAAGAACCAAAAACAACAAUGGAGCAUAUUGUUGUACAACCAGAGGAGAUUGUGAGCUUGGAUGCAGCUACAGUGGAGCCUGAGUUGCAUGUAUCAGAAAUGAUGCCUGCAACUAAUGUAAUUCAAGAGGAGCCUGCACCAGAAGUGAGAAAUGAAAAGGAUCCUGCACCAGAAAUGAUUGAGAAGAAGGUUACACUAGAUGGGGUUGAGGAGCAGCCUGCAACAAAUAAGACAAAUGAAAAUGCUGAACCACAAGUUCUUGAGAACAAGGUUGCACCACAAAUGGUUGAGGAGCCAGCAGAACCUCAUUACAUAGGUGCAGGUGCAACAAGCAGUGGAAGCUGAACUAUCUGUUGGUGUUGAACAAUCUUCUCUUUCUUCACCAAAAACUCCAUUGAAUGAAGUCUCAAUAUCAACAUUAAUUUCAAGCACAAAAACAGAUUUGAAAUUGGACGAAAUUUUUGAAGACAAAGGAGAAAAAGAAGAUGAAGGAGAAGGAAAUGAGAAAGGUGACAAAGGAAAAAGACCUCACAGGAUUCACAAACUACCGGCUGCCUUCUCUUCUCCAUAUUUGGUCAAGUAUCGAGACUUGUUCAAAAAUCUGGACACAAUGCAUCAAAGUCUAGCAGAUUAUGUCUUAA